UGGGAACAGUUUAGCCUCUCUCUGGCGUUUAUUUAGUUGCCUAAUGCUUUCUGACAAACCCAUCGGUCAGAAGAGUAAUAUUAUUGCCAAAGCAAAUAGAAUCGCUCUUCGGUUCCAGUAUUGAACAUCUAGCAGCAGCAACAGAGCUGAUGGGGUCUUUGUUAAGAAAGAUCUCUAUAAAAUAUCCUAGUUUUGCCGAAUACUGGAGAACAAACAGACGAUCUCCUCAAAACAGAAGAAUCUUUUGUAGAGAUGCUGAACAUGGAGAUUUUCAUUGUGCAAAUGCCGAGUGUCUUUCUUCAUACUAUAGUGUUUUUGUUGCUCGCCUUGCCAUCAUGGCCAUGCUUGCAAUUCUGAUAGGGCUUCUGACCUUACUGACUUGGCAUUUUACAAAGGUAUACACCAAUAAAUCACUGGAGACUUUAGCCUAUGGACUUCGCUAUGAACUCUUACAGCGUCCCAUUUUACGAAUGUGGAAUAUCUUCAACUCAACUGUUGAAAUAACAACUGCUCAAGUAAAGCUAUCAGAGUUUUUGAUAAAAAAGUAUGGCAAGCCUGUGAAUCAAGCAGAGCAAGUAGAGCUAUAUCAAGCAAUGAAGGAUGUAACAUGGGCUCUGUUUGCCAGUCACAAAGCUCUUAAAUCCAUAACCAUGAAUUACAAAAAUGGGUUUGUCCAAGCUUUUCAUAGAGAUCACAGGAGUAAUAAUACAUUUUAUAUAUACUCCGACCUAGUCAACUACUCCAUCAGUGGUUCUUAUGAUAUGAACAUGCUUUCUGCUCAUCGCGGGUGGAAUGAUCAAUCUGUACACAAUAAUAUAUCUGCAAUUUGGUUCCGGGAACCACUAGAUCCUCUCACCGGUGAAAAGACUGGGAAAGCAAUGCCAAUUCCACCUGAUGAUCUAAUUAACAUUGCUGGGAUUUCACAGGUACCAGACGGUGUAGCUUCAUGGCAUGUAGCAGUAAGCAAGUAUUCAGAUUCACCCUUGCUUUCGGCUGCAUUGCCAGUUUUGGACUCCUCCAAGCAAAAAAGUAUAGUGGCUGUUGUGGGUGUAACCACUGCAUUAUAUAGUGUAGGUCAGCUGAUGAAAGAGCUUGUCGAGUUCCACACUGGUCACAUAUACUUAACAUCUAGAGAGGGUUGGUUGCUCUCUACUUCCACAGACACUCCUCUUUUGAUGAACUCAACAACUGGGCCAAAACUUAUGAUGGCUGCUGAUUCUGAAGAUGUGGUAAUACGUUCAGGAGCUAAGUUAUUACAGAAAAGUUAUGGUAGUGACACUCCUGCUAAUCACACGGUCCACAUAAAGGAUGCAAAGCUUGGCAAUCAGCUCUAUUACAUUGAUUCAUUUAUUCUGAACUUAAGAAGGCUUCCCAUGGUGGGGGUUAUUAUCAUUCCAAGAAAGUACAUUAUGGGGAAGGUGGACAGGAAAGCCAAGAAAACAUUGGUGAUACUCAUAUCUGCUUCCCUGAGUGUACUGGUCACUGGAUGUGUUUUCAUAUUCAUAUUGACAAAUGGAGUGUCAAAGGAGAUGAAACUAAGAGCAGAAUUAAUAAGCCAUUUAGAUGCAAGAAGGAAGGCAGAGGCCUCGAGUAAUUACAAAAGCCAGUUUUUAGCAAACAUGAGUCAUGAAUUGCGAACACCUAUGGCUGCAGUGAUUGGAUUACUGGACAUCCUGAUGUGUGAUGAUUGUCUCACUAAUGAGCAAUACUCGACAAUUACCCAGAUCCGUAGAUGUUCAACUGCUCUACUAAGGCUUCUUAACAAUAUUCUGGAUCUGAGUAAGGUUGAAUCUGGAAAGCUGGUACUGGAAUUAGCAGAAUUUAACUUGGAACAAGAACUUGAAGGACUUGUGGAUAUGUUCUCCGUGCAGUGCAUUAACCAUAAAGUUGAAAUUUUUCUAGAUCUUUCAGAUGAUAUCCCAAAGUUAAUUCAAGGCGAUUCUGGCAGAGUUGUGCAGAUUUUUGCAAACCUCAUCAGCAAUUCUAUCAAGUUCACGACAUCGGGCUAUAUUGUUCUAAGAGGAUGGUGUCAGAAUCCAAAUACCUCCAGAAAUGCCAGACAGUCUUCCUUUGCUCAGACGAACUCAAUAUCACCUAAUAAAACACAUGACGAAAAUUUCUACAAGAAAGACAACCGAUUGAUUCUCUGUUUUGAAGUUGAUGACACUGGCUGUGGAAUUGAUCCAAGCAAAUGGGAAUCUGUGUUUGAAAGCUUUGAGCAAGCCGAUCCUUCAACAACUCGAUUGCAUGGUGGAACUGGGCUUGGUCUAUGCAUUGUCCGUACCUUGGUGAAUCAGAUGGGUGGAGAAAUUAAAUUUGUCAACAAAAGUGGACCAGGGAGUCUCAUGCAACUUUAUCUGCUUCUCAGGGCUCCUAUAGAUGGGACAACAGAGCACUACAAAUUGAACUUCCCAGAACAUAACCUGACAGUUUUGCUUGCACUUGGGGGAAAGAUGGGUAGAUUAAUUAUGUCCAGUUGGCUACAGCAACAUGGUAUAUCCACUUACGAAGCAUGUGACUGGAAUGAACUAACAUCAAUUCUCCAGGAACUCUUUCAAGAUGGGAGCUACAUACAAAAUUUACCCAAUCAUUCUUCAAUAGCUGAAAAACAUAAUACUGGGGACACGAGGACCUCAACAUUCAUCAUAGUUAUUGAUAUAGUACUACUUAACCUGAGUACUGGCAUAUGGAAGGAACAAAUUAGUUUCUUGGAUAGAUAUCGUGGUAGGGCCAAGUUUGCCUGGAUAUUGAAUCACGACACCUCCAGUAAUAUCAAGAAGGAGCUUUCAAAGAAAGGGCAUCUAUUGAUGGUAAACCGACCACUGUACAAAACAAAGAUGAUCCAAAUAAUAGAAUCUGCUAUAAGAGACAGUGAACUGCAAACAAAAAUAAAUCCUCUGAUAUCUACGGUUGUUGAUAGGGAGAUGCAUGAAUGUCUUGAAAUGGGUCCUAUUCAGUCUGAAGGCAAGUUGGAGGGAAAUCACAAUACUAGCGAUGGAUUUGAAAAAAACUCAAGUAAACCCUUUUUGUCACCAUAUGCAGCAGUUAAUAAUUGCUUUGUGGAGUUAACAGAGGUUCACUCAGACAAAAACGAUUUGAGAAGACGUGAGCAAGAUCAAAGAGGCACUUCAAAUGACAUUCAAUGCCUUACAAGUUCAAAUACAAGGGGAAGCCAGACUUCUCUACAAGGUCUACGUAUACUUCUGGCAGAAGAUACACCAGUACUCCAGAGAGUUGCAACCAUAAUGCUUGAAAAGUUGGGUGCAGAAGUUGUCGCUGUGGGAGAUGGUCUGCAGGUAGUCAAUGCACUACACUUUGUGCCUAAGCCAGACAAAUAUCAAGAGGACUCUCCCCAGGCAGAUGAAAACCCAGGUAGUCAAACGGAAGAAUCUUGUUUCUCGACGUAUGAUUUAAUCCUUAUGGAUUGCCAGAUGCCAAAGAUGGAUGGAUAUGAAGCAACAAAAGCUAUACGAAGAUCAGAAAUAGGAACCACUUGGCACAUUCCUAUUGUGGCACUGACUGCCCACGCAAUGUCAUCAGAUGAAGCCAAGUGCCUAGAAGUUGGCAUGGAUGCAUAUCUAACCAAGCCAAUCGAUCGUAAGUUGAUGGUAUCCACCAUUCUUUCAUUGACCAGAAGAACAACCAUCUAAGUUGAUCGACAUCAAGCCAUCUAAUAACCAGGAAAGGUCUCGCACUAAUACAGCUUUAAUUGUUAUAUAGAGCCAUGAUGUAAGACAACUGGUAUAUAUGUAGCACAAAGCACAAGCGAUCACAUAACAAAGAUGAAAAUGCAAAAUUUCUUCAUUUCAGAGUGUUCCCUGAUAAAGAGUACUGUUCAGUUAUAUGUGUGUUUUGGAAAAACAGUCCAUAUCUAUCAUUAUGUUGCUUAAAAAACUAGUUCUUCUAGC
Messenger RNA from Daucus carota subsp. sativus, 3908 nucleotides. RefSeq names its product histidine kinase 1. The record is from RefSeq and is a predicted model, not a curated record. The transcript is spliced from 13 exons. Bases 150 to 3650 code for a protein of 1166 amino acids. Lineage: Eukaryota; Viridiplantae; Streptophyta; Magnoliopsida; Apiales; Apiaceae. Gene Ontology annotation, biological process: phosphorelay signal transduction system; phosphorylation. Gene Ontology annotation, molecular function: phosphorelay sensor kinase activity.